AUGGAAUAUACAGAAAAAGUGGCAGACAAAAAUCUUAGUAUCGUGGAAGAAUUUAUUCUUUUGGGAUUUUCUGAGCUUCCAAACUUCCAAGGUUUUCUUUUUGUUAUUUUUUUAGUCAUCUAUAUAAAUAUCCUGUUAGGGAAUGGUCUCAUCAUUGUAAUCACCAAUAUGGAACCCACUCUCCAAACACCCAUGUAUUACUUCCUUGGAAACUUCUCCUUUGUGGAAAUUUGUUACACAUCAGUCACCCUCCCCAGGAUGCUUAUGAAUCUUUGGAGACAGGAAAGAAAUAUUUCUUUACUGUCAUGUGCCAUACAACUGUGUUUCUUUCUUAUUCUGGGAGUCACAGAGAGCUUCCUACUGGCAGUAAUGGCCUAUGAUCGCUAUGUGGCAAUCUGUAAGCCUCUCUACUAUCCUCUAAUCAUGAACCACAAGAUGUGUGUCCAAAUGGUGAUUGGCUCCUGGGUCACUGGAAUGCCAGUCUUAAUAGGGCAGACAUACCAAGUAUUCUCUGUGCCUUUCUGUGGUUCUAACAAACUCAAUCAUGUUUUCUGUGACAUGCCCCCACUAAUGAAGUUGGCAUGUGGAGACACCUCUGGGGAUGAGUUAUUUAUUUAUAUUGAUUGUUUCUUAUUUGCUUUACUUCCCUUUCUACUGAUACUCUUAUCUUACAUCAGAAUCCUCAACACUAUUCUGAAGCGCCCAUCAACUACUGGCAGGUCCAAAGCCUUCUCUACUUGCUCAUCUCAUCUUAUAGUCGUAUGCUUAUUCUAUGGUUCUGGUUUCAUUGCAUAUCUGCAAUCCAAGUCCAGUUACUCAGACAAAACAGAUAAGAUCUUCUCUCUAUUCUACAUCAUUGUGACACCAGUGUUUAAUCCCAUGAUAUAUAGUCUGAGGAACAAGGACUUCAUUGAGGCAGUGAGAAAACUAUUUUGUAAAUGUGUAGAGUAA
Molecule: messenger RNA, 951 nt
Organism: Trichosurus vulpecula (common brushtail)
Lineage: Eukaryota; Metazoa; Chordata; Mammalia; Diprotodontia; Phalangeridae
Product: olfactory receptor 10AG1-like
Exons: 1
Coding region: 1-951 (316 amino acids)
Biological process (GO): G protein-coupled receptor signaling pathway
Cellular component (GO): membrane
Molecular function (GO): G protein-coupled receptor activity; olfactory receptor activity
Source: RefSeq, a predicted model, not a curated record